AUGAAAAUUAAUAAAAACAAUUAUUUUAAAAUAAUAAUAUUUAUAAUAUAUGUAAUAAUAAAUUUAAUAAAUGCAUCUGAUAAUGUAAAAUUAAGUAAUUGUGGACAAGCAAGAGCUGAACCAACAUUUAAACAAUCAGAAAAUGGUGGACAAUGUCAAUUACCACCACCAUCAAUAGGAACAGCAGCAUUAUCAUUAUCAGCAUUUAAUGGUGGUGCAAGAUGUGGUCAAUGUUAUGAAUUGACAGGACCGUUGGGUAAAACUGUGGUAAUGGUUACUGAUGGUUGUAAUUCUGGUGAAGCAUGUACACAAAAGGAUUUAUUUAAUUUUAUAAUUUCAAAUAAAGAUUUUGAUAAAAUUGGUAACUCUUCAUCUUAUGUAAAUAUUUAUUCAUUAGGUUAUCAAGAAGUAUCUUGUGGAUUUCUUGGUAAUAUUAAAAUUAAAUUUGGUGGUUCAUUAGGUCACAAUGGUAAAGUUGACUAUUCAUAUUAUUUCACUGUUUCAUUUUCAAAUUUUAAUAUUGGUAUUAAACAAGUUCAAAUUUUAGGUACUGGUAUGGUAUCUUAUAUGAAAUUGAAAAGAAGUUUAGGUGGAUUUACAUGGAAUCAAGAGAGUGGUGGAUCAAAAUUACAAUUUCCUGCCACAUUGGUAUUGACAGGUGUUGACGGUCAAAUUAUAUCAUAUAAAUUUAGACAACCUCCUGCAAAUAUUGCAAUUGAUAUGAAGAAACAGUUUAUACCACAGGUUGGAUUAUUAUCAUCGAAAUUCAAUCAAUCGGAAAUUUGUGGAAUGGGUAAUGUACCAGAAUAUAUCUAUGAAGAUUCAUUGACAUUUGGUUGGAUAGUAUCAAAUAGUUGGAGAUUCAAUGUAUUCAAUCUUUCAUCACAAGACACCGACGAUAAUCCAACACUUGGUGAGAGUGUAAUUAAGAUGGAUUUGGCUGCAAAUGGGGGUUUGGCAUUCACCAGAGAAGGUGGGUUUCAAACAAAGUACUUGGAAUCGUUGAAAGUGAUGAUCAAAGUGUUACCACCAACAAAUAGUCUACAAUGUUUUUUCGGUGCUUCUGGUAUCUACGUUAUCCCCGGGCCAUUGGGCGGAGAUUGGCAAGAGAUCUCAAUCCCGAUAUCAGUUUUGAAACCACAAAAAGUUGAAUACUCAUUAUCAUUCUACAAUAACCAAGGCCAAUCGAUAACAAUGUGGAUUGAUAAUAUUAAAUGGAUUUUUUCACCAGAGGCCCCACCAACACCUCUAAUAAUAACUGAUCCUACUGUAACCCCACCACCACUACCCCAAUCGAUUGUAACUGCUGCUGCUGGUGUUGUAGGUUUAAAUUCAAUUGGUAUUACUUCAAAUAAAGGUGGUGUGGCUAAUUUAGUUGAUGGUAGUAGUAAUGAUGAUGAUGGUACUGGUGGUACUGGUGGCGGUGCUUCAAAUAAAGUUGGUAAAAGAGUUGAUGGUGAAGAUGGCGAUAAUUUCAUGGGUGGUAAUAAUGCUUUCUCUUACUAUAAUGAUGAUAAUUCUUCAAAUAUUUUAUUAUUCUCUUUUAAUAUUACUUUAACAUUUUUAUUAUUAUCUUUAAUUAUUAAUAUUUUAUUAUUGUUAUUUUAA
This is a messenger RNA of Dictyostelium discoideum AX4, 1608 nucleotides long. RefSeq names its product expansin-like protein (gene expl9). Gene Ontology annotation, cellular component: membrane. NCBI's taxonomy places the organism in Eukaryota, Evosea, Eumycetozoa, Dictyosteliales, Dictyosteliaceae. The record is from RefSeq and is a predicted model, not a curated record. The transcript is spliced from 3 exons. Bases 1 to 1608 code for a protein of 535 amino acids.